Messenger RNA from Rhineura floridana, 1332 nucleotides. RefSeq names its product melanin-concentrating hormone receptor 1-like. Gene Ontology annotation, cellular component: neuron projection; membrane. NCBI's taxonomy places the organism in Eukaryota, Metazoa, Chordata, Lepidosauria, Squamata, Rhineuridae. Gene Ontology annotation, biological process: neuropeptide signaling pathway. The transcript has 3 exons. The record is from RefSeq and is a predicted model, not a curated record. Gene Ontology annotation, molecular function: G protein-coupled receptor activity; neuropeptide binding. Bases 100 to 1320 code for a protein of 406 amino acids.
GGCACAGAUGCCUUCUUACUCCCAUGUGCUAAUUUGAAUGGCCAUGUUGGAGUUUCCUUGGCUUACCAGGGCAGCUCCACCCCUUGCCCAGGGCCCAUCAUGGCACUUUUGCUGGACAGAGUCUGUGACUUCUCUCUUGGACUCAAUGUAUCACCUGGUCUUCCUAAUCCGUGGACACUAAACCAGUCUCAAAAGGACUGUGAACUGGAACUGGGGUGCUCUGAGCACGCUCAGGCUGAUGGCGGCAGCUUCCCAGGACCAGCCAUUUCCUUUGUGCUACCCAUCAUCUAUGCCCUUAUCUGUGCCUCCGGUGUCCUGGCCAACGGGCUGGUGAUCUGCGUCGUGCUGGGAUGCAAGCAGAAGAUAGUGUCAGAUAUCUACAUUCUGAACCUGGCUGUAGCUGAUUUACUCUUCCUGCUCGGCAUGCCCUUUGUCAUCCACCAACUUCUUCAGGAGCGAGGCUGGGUUUUUGGAGAUUUUCUGUGUUGGGCAGCAACCACCAUCGACCUCAACAACCAGUUCUGUAGUGUGGCCAUUGUCACUCUGCUCUGCGUAGACAGAUAUGUGGCAGUGGUGUACUCAUCCACUAUUGGCCAGAAACGGACCCUGCGCUGCACUGCUCUGAUCAACGCCAGUGUAUGGGCAGGAAGCUUCAUUCUGGCCACGCCUGCUAUGCUUUAUGCUCGGGUGCACUGGGACAACAAGACUGAGAUUUGCCUCAUCGACUUACCAGGUCCCUACAGCAUAUACUGGUACACCCUGUAUCAGUCGCUUGUGGCUUUCCUGCUGCCGUUGCUAGUGAUUACUGUGCUGUAUUCUUUGACUCUGCACCACUUGUUCCAUGCCAUGCGCCGUGUUCAUCGGAAGGCAUCUACCCGCAGCAGGAAGGUGACCCGUAUGGCGCUCACCAUCAUUGCUGCCUUUUUUGUCUGCUGGACUCCGUAUCAUGUGCUGCAGUUGGUCAACCUAACAGCAACACCCUCUGCUACCUUCUUCUACCUGUACCAGACUACUAUUUGCCUCAGCUAUGCCCACAGCUGUGUCAGCCCCAUCCUUGUUAUUUUCUGCACUGAGUUCUUCCGUGAGAGGAUGGCCCAGUCCAGGUAUUGCAGAUUUCUCACCAGUUGGAGGGUGAUACGAGAAAGUCAUUCCUUUUCUGCACCAGAAAUGACAGCUACAGUGUACAGCCCAGAAGCAAGCCAUGCUGCAUCCCCAUGCAUGCGCCCUCCAUUUGUGAUAGGAACACCGUUGUGCUCCAUAACUGAGACCACCAGAUUCAGUGGAGUUGUCAAUGGGUACGAGGAACCCUGUGGGUUUUAAGGAUCUUUUGGG